Messenger RNA from Vigna unguiculata (cowpea), 1401 nucleotides. Its product is annotated as dof zinc finger protein DOF3.4-like. The record is from RefSeq and is a predicted model, not a curated record. Gene Ontology annotation, biological process: regulation of DNA-templated transcription. Gene Ontology annotation, molecular function: DNA binding; DNA-binding transcription factor activity. Lineage: Eukaryota; Viridiplantae; Streptophyta; Magnoliopsida; Fabales; Fabaceae.
AUGCAUGCAUCUAAGUGGCCCUGCAACAAGGACUAUAAUACCGGACAAGAUAAUGCUUCCGCUACUUUAUGUAUACUUGUAAUUAAUUAAGUCGUGCCAAGGAGAAAACAAAAAUAAUUUGUUUGAUUGGUUGGGGGAAGGGAAGAGAUAGGGGUUUGUGUAAAUUGUGAUUGUGGUUGGUGGUUUGUGUGUGUGCAGAAGGCGCAGCCCUAUUAGCCGACCCAAGUAGAGAGAGGGUGUUCUGGAGCCGACUGAAAUGUCGUGCUUAACAGAACACUGUAAAGCUGAUCCCACUCUGCCUCAUAUAAGCCUCAGAAGAUGUCUCUGUUUCCACCACAGAUAUUCUCUCUGACUCUCUUUCCUUUCUCCUCUCAAUUCCUUUCCACCCCCUGUCUCUCUCCUUCCCCAUAAAACCCCACCACAUUCACACUUCAACACUCCACCCCAACCCUUCUUCACUCACUCCCUACAUUCAUCUUCACACAGCAACCCAACACUCAACUCUUCUUGCUCUUAUCCCAUUGCGCAACAUGCCAUCCUCCAACUCCGGCGAGAGCCGUCGAUCGACUAAGCCCCAGAGCUCCGCUGGAGCGCCUCCACCUCCAGAGCAAGAAAACCUCCCCUGCCCCCGUUGUGAAUCAACCAACACUAAGUUCUGCUACUACAACAACUACAACUACUCCCAGCCGCGCCACUUCUGCAAGUCCUGCCGCCGGUACUGGACCCAUGGCGGCACCCUCCGUGAUAUCCCCGUCGGCGGUGGCAGUCGCAAGAACGCCAAGCGCUCACGCACCCACCACACUGCCACGUCAUCGUCCUCCUCCACCAUGACGUCACCUCAGGAGCACGCUCUACCUGCAUUGGCUCCCGUCCCAACCACCCAAGGAGGGUCCAUGCACUUCGUGGACGGUGACGUUAAUAAACAGAAUAACGUUAAUGUCUGCGGGAGCUUCACCUCGUUGCUGAACAACACCCAGGGCAAUGGGUUUCUCGCACUCGGCGGGUUUGGACUUGGGCUUGGACAUGGGUUCGAUGAUAUGGGCUUUGGGAUUGGCAGGUCUGGCUGGGGCUUUCCCGGAAUGGUGGAUGGUGCCAACAUGGGCGGCGGCGUUCCGUCUUCUGGAUUGGGCCCGUGGCAGUUAGAGAGUGGCGAAGGUGGGUUUGUUAGUGGAGACUGUUUCUCCUGGCCUGGGCUUGCGAUUUCCACACCGGGAAAUGGUCUCAAAUGAAAUGCUUCUUUUUAAUUUUGGUUUUUUUUUUUUUCUGGUUUGGGUGCAAUGGUGGGUGUGCUUAUGGUUUGAGUUUAGGGUUACUUUUUCCUGGUAUAAUCAUCUGUGAAAUUUGAACUACAACUAAGACUUUUCUUUUCUAUUUUAACCUAUUUCGUUUUUCUUUUCCUUA